CGAAACGGUACGCGGUUGUUCGUAAAACUCGUUUUUUUUAUUUAUUAUUAUUAUUUACCUCGUCGUCGUUGGUUGCAGCGACUGAAAAGAAAAAAAAUAUUUUUUUUAUAAAUAUUCAACGAGAACAGAGAAUUUUCUUAAUAAUUAAGAAAAAAAAAUAAUUUACAAGAUUUUAAACGCAACAAAAGUGACCUUGUGCAAUAUUCUAGCAUGAUGAAAGAGACUGUAGUGACUGUUCCGCCCACAGCGGCGCACCAACAGCAGGCACCUGGCGAGGGACUUGCCUGGCUCCAAUUUAACUUGCAGUAUUUCGCCACAAUUCCGGGCAUCAUCAAAUUAGUGCAACUGGUCUUUGGCAUAAUUUGCAUGGCCUGUGCUUCCCCAGCUCUCCUCAGUGCCACACACUGGUUCUUGUUUGUAGCUGUAACUUCCUUCAUUGCCACGAUCCUUUGGAGUUUCAUCUAUUUGUUGGGCAUCCGAGAAGUGCUGCAGUUGCCUGUCAAUUGGAUCUUAACGGAAUUGCUCAAUACCGGAAUCGCAACAGUAUUUUACUUUAUCGCCUUUAUCGUGCAAUUAUCGGCGUGGUCGAGUGUUCGAAGUGCCUACAAAGGAUCCAAUAUCACCGCUGGCGUAUUUGGAUUAUUCAACUUCCUCGCUUACUUGGCAGGAACGUACUUUUUGUACAUAGAACACAAAUCAGCCACUCCUUAAUGGAAUGACAGCAACAAAAAAUCGAAAAACGAAAAAAUCCCUGAAUCAAAAUCAAUUUCUUGACAAAAAAAAAAUUGGUUGCGUUAAUGGCAAACGACGAAAUUAACAGUACCUCUAACAAAUUUUUAUUCUUUUUUGAGAAAUAUUUAAUAUUUAUAUUAUAGUUGGACUAAUUUAUAAGAAAAAUUGAAUAAAU
Culicoides brevitarsis is the source of this 907-nucleotide messenger RNA. RefSeq names its product CKLF-like MARVEL transmembrane domain-containing protein 4. The record is from RefSeq and is a predicted model, not a curated record. Gene Ontology annotation, cellular component: membrane. Lineage: Eukaryota; Metazoa; Arthropoda; Insecta; Diptera; Ceratopogonidae. Bases 211 to 711 code for a protein of 166 amino acids. The transcript has 3 exons.